Molecule: messenger RNA, 3151 nt
Organism: Raphanus sativus (radish)
Lineage: Eukaryota; Viridiplantae; Streptophyta; Magnoliopsida; Brassicales; Brassicaceae
Product: protein MEI2-like 4
Exons: 14
Coding region: 364-2826 (820 amino acids)
Molecular function (GO): RNA binding
Source: RefSeq, a predicted model, not a curated record
UCAUUCUUUUGUCUUUUCUUCCAUCCAUUUUGUUUUAAAUCCCAACUAACCCCAAAACCAAACUCUCUCUCUCUCUCCUUGGAGUGAGUGCCGGAAUCAAAGCUUCAGGUGAUCAGUGUUUCGCCGGAAUUAUACAAUUGCGGUGACAUCCGCCGUAUUCCCUGCUCGUGAAAUUUGAACACCGGUUCAGUUUUGUACAAGUGGAUAGAAAGAAACAAAAAGGAGAAUUUGCUUGCUCUCUCUCUCUCUCUCUCUCUCUCUGCUGUGCCUUUGUUUGGUUGCCUGGAGAAGAAGAAGAAGAAGGUUUAGAGAAGAAUCACAAUUGUGUCUUUUGGUUUUGGUGUCUCUCACCUCUUUUGUACAAUGCCCUCUGAUAUUUUUGAACCCAGAGCUGUACCCUCCUCACCUUCCCUGCUGUCUCAGAAACCAAGCUUGCCUGGGACGCUUCCCUCUGUUAUUCCCCCUAAUGGUACUCACUGGGAGAGCAGUCUUUUUUCCAGCUCUCUCUCCGACUUAUCUACUAGAAAACUACGACUACCAAGAAGAAGUGACAAUUUAGCUUCUUUCAUGUCUGUAAACCGCGAGGAAGAAGAACAACCUUUUGAGUCCUUAGAAGAGAUUGAGGCACGGACUAUUGGAAACCUUCUUCCAGACGAGGAUGAUUUUUUUGCAGGAGUCGUUGGUGAUGUUGGCCGUAACUCUCGUCUCAGCGAUAUAGACGACUUUGACUUAUUCAGCAGUGUUGGUGGCAUGGAACUAGAUGGCGAUGUUUUUUCCACCCUGAGUCAGAGAGACGGCAAGAGAAGCAGCAACGUUUCUGUUUCUGGCGAGUUUCCUGAAGGAGAAGUUUUAUUAUCCAGAACACUUUUUGUUAGGAAUAUGGAUAGCAUCAUUGAAGACUGCGACCUUAGGGUCCUUUUUGAGCAAUAUGGAGACGUCAGGGCUCUUCAGACAGCUGGCAAGACUCGUGGCUUUAUCAUGGUAUCAUACUAUGAUAUAAGGGCUGCUCAGAAUGCGAUGAGAGCACUCCAUGGUAGGCUCUUAAGGGGAAGGAAGCUUGAUAUUCAUUUUCCUAUCCCAAAGGAAAACACUAUAAAAGAGAACACCAGCGAAGGAGCUCUGUUGGUUAAUAAUCUUGAUUCUUCUGUAUCCAAUGAAGAUUUUCACAGAAUAGUCAAUUCAUACGGAGAAAUCAGAGAGGUUCGUUAUGAGAAGUCACAGAUAUACAUAGAGUUCUUUGAUGUUCGAGCCGCAGAUGCUGCUCUCCGAGGACUAAAUGGGCUUGAGAUUGCUGGGAGGCAGCUUCAACUUUCGCCAUCCUGUCCAGGGGGUACAAGUUUCACGCCACAGUUUGCUAUUGAUGAUGUUGAGCGGGGUCUAUCUAAAAUGGCUUUUACCAAUCUAUUACCAGCACAGAUAGGAAGUCAUUUCCCAGGAAUAUUAGCUUCGCCCUCCAUUAAUGGUGUGCAUAAUUCUGUUGGAUCACCUGUGAACUCCUUCACUGAACCGCACCAGAGUCCUAAUGGGUUGCCACCAUCGACAAGAAUCAUCUCAGCUAGCAGCAAGCCUGUUGAUCUUCAGGAGUCUGGAAACCCCUUUGACAGUUCAAAAACUGGGAUCCAAAGCAUGCCAAAUCUUCAUCCUCAUUCUUUUCAUGAGUACUUUGCAAGUGGUAGUCCAUACAAAUCCUCUACGACAUUCUCUGAAAUGGUCAGUGAUAGCCAAAAAGCAAGUGAAGGCUUUAUGAUGAGCGUAGAUGGGUUUAAUGUCAUAGGAUCUCCCAUGAAUCAAGGAUCCCUCCGUGCUAACCUCAACUUAAGGAGCAGCUCCAACACUCAGCAACAUAAUCCGUCAGGUGGCAUGAUGUGGCCUAACUCACCAUCUCGCGGCGACAGCAUUCCUCCUCAGCGCAUCCCACCUGCUACUACUGCAUUCUCUAGAGCAUCUCCUCUAAUGGUGAACAUGGCAUCAUCGCCUGUGCAUCACCACCACAUUGGAUCUGCUCCUGUAUUAGACUCUCCUUUUUGGGAUAGAAGACAGGCCUAUGUAGUAGCUGGCUCUUCUCCCUCGCAUCCAAUGGAAAUGAGUUCUCAUAAGGUGUUAUCUCAUGUUGGUGGUGCCAAUUCAAAAAAUGCUAUAUUGAGAUCAUCGCCACGGAUGUAUACUCACCUCCAUUCUGGAAGGGGCCCAAGGCUUUCAGUGCCAAGCUCAUUUGCCUUGCCUAAUGAACGGUACAGGAAUCUCUCUAACAGAAGAAGCGAUUCUAGCUCUAGUAAUGCUGAAAAGAAACUGUAUGAGCUUGAUGUUGAUCGUAUACUACGUGGGGAAAACAGCAGAACAACGUUGAUGAUUAAAAACAUUCCUAAUAAGUAUACUUCUAAGUUGCUUCUAGCUGCUAUUGAUGAGUACUGUAAAGGAACAUAUGAUUUCUUUUAUUUGCCAAUUGACUUCAAGAACAAAUGCAAUGUGGGAUAUGCUUUCAUCAACCUUACCAAACCGGAAAACAUUGUCCCGUUGUACAAGGCAUUCAACGGUAAGAAAUGGGAAAAAUUCAACAGCGAGAAGGUGGCAUCUCUUGCAUAUGGUCGGAUCCAGGGACAAUCAGCUCUUAUUGCUCAUUUCCAGAACUCAAGUUUGAUGAGCGAAGACAAACGUUGCCGGCCUAUUCUCUUCCACACCACUGGUCCAAAUGCUGGUGAGCAGGAACCAUUUCCAAUGGGUUCGAACAUCAGGUCAAGACCAGGCAAGCGUCGAACAAGUAGGAUCGACAACUACACCAACUUUAGCAGCAGCUUUGAAAACCGAGAAGAGACAGACUCGUUCUAACCUGAUGAGCUAGACAGUUUUCGUGCAUAAGCCAGACUAACCUUAGGGAUCUUCUGCUAUCAGAGGAAGAAAAAGAAAAGAGACCCAAAAGAUUAAGACGAUGGUAAAUAUACUUGUUCAGGUUGCUUCAGAAGUUCUGUUGUAUCAUCAAACCCCCAAGAGAAAUCUUGCUGGCUUUUUUUUGGUUUGUUUUUAUUUGGCAAGUUUUGCGUUUUCAACCAGAGAAAAUAUUGUUGGGUUGUUUCUAGAAGGAUCUUUCUUUGUACUUUGCUUACAAAAUGUAACUUUAACUUCAUAAAAUCGAUGUGUUCAGUUUCUCUCCAAA